CCUUAUGCUCGAUUCUUCCUCCUCUAUACUUCUGUCUCACGUUUUUCUCUUCCCCACUUCCAGCAAUUCGUGAUUCUAGAUCUGGUGAUUAGGCAGCAACAUGACAGCAGCUACGACUGCCUUUUCUUAUCGCAGCUGUACGACAGACUACUCCAGGUCGGCAUUAAGAGUGGCUUGAUGACAUUUUCGUGUAGUCGUAUCUUACUGGUUUCUCUAUGUUUCUUCUCUCGUUUUUUCCUCAAGCUAGUAGAGGAAACGUAAAUGGUCUCUUUCAGCUUAGGUACUCGGUACGGAUUCUCAUCUGUCGUUUCCCCUCUCCUUUGCCCGCCUUUUCACCCUCCUAAUCCGUCGUAACCACUUCUUUGCCCGCCGUCUCCCCCCUCCUUGCAUGUCGUUUUACCUCUCUCUCUCUCUCUCUCUCUCUCUCUCUCUCUCUCUCUCUCUCUCUCUCUCUCUCUCUCUCUCUCUCUCUCUCUCUCUCUCCCUCUCUGCCUCUCUCUACCUCUCUUUCAACUUCUCUCUCUUCGUCUCUUUCCUUUCACCAUCACAUUUUGUGUUAACUUCCCAUGCCCAUUCGUUCUCGCCCUAGCUGCUUGUUGUUCACUCCUUUCAUACGCAAUGCCUAAUAUAAUAUCCACUUUAAUUUUGUGCAGGUUUUCUUGUAAACGCGUUUAUGAGUUCCCUACGGCGUUUUGCUGUAAUUCGUUGGGAUGUUCAAUUAUCUCAUUU
This is a messenger RNA of Closterium sp. NIES-67, 729 nucleotides long. NCBI's taxonomy places the organism in Eukaryota, Viridiplantae, Streptophyta, Zygnematophyceae, Desmidiales, Closteriaceae. The record is from the annotation of a GenBank genome assembly.